Molecule: messenger RNA, 1605 nt
Organism: Labrus mixtus (cuckoo wrasse)
Lineage: Eukaryota; Metazoa; Chordata; Actinopteri; Labriformes; Labridae
Product: dnaJ homolog subfamily B member 9-like
Exons: 2
Coding region: 48-758 (236 amino acids)
Cellular component (GO): endoplasmic reticulum
Molecular function (GO): protein-folding chaperone binding; misfolded protein binding
Source: RefSeq, a predicted model, not a curated record
UCAACCUUGCUCUCUUCACAGCACUCAGAGGUGUGAAAACCAACAGUAUGGCCACGGCUCAGUCCAUGUUGCUGCUUGCGGUUAACAUCCUGCUGAUCUCCGAGUUCAUCCUCGCCAAGAGGGACUACUACGAGCUGCUGGGAGUGCCGAGAGACGCCACAGAGCGCCAGGUGAAGAAGGCCUUCCAUAAGCUGGCUCUGAAGUACCACCCUGACAGAAACAAGGACCCAGACGCAGAGGCAAAGUUUAGGGAAAUAGCAGAAGCUUAUGAGACGUUAUCAGAUGAUAAGAGGAGGCGAGAGUACGACCAGUUCGGCCACGGCCCGUCACCAGGGGAGGGCCGCGGAGGAGGAGGAGGAGCAGGCAGCGGCGGCAGCGACUACAACUUCAAACAGCACUACCAGACCUUCAACUUCGACGACAUCUUCAAAGACUUUGACCAUUUUGGUCACCAACAUAGACACCACCAACACCACUUUCACUCCCAAUCCCCAAACCAAGCCCACCAAAAGAAACACUUCGACAGCCCCUUCCAGGCCCAUGAAGAGGCCAUGAACAAACACAAGAGGCAGUUCCAGCAGGGGGCAUUUGGCGGUGGAGUAUUUGACGACAUGUUCGAGGACCUGGAGAAGAUGUUCACCUUUAACGCGCACAGUUCGCGCGCCGAGAGUAGAUUUCAGAGCACGGGGAAGCAGCACUGCAGGACAGUGACUCAGCGCAGGGGAAACAUGGUGACCACCUUCACCGACUGCUCCUGAGGCGGACAGAAAACGCGAUGCUCUCGGGACACUGCUGGGUUUUAAGUCGUGGUUUUGGAAUUGAAUGCUAAUUUAUCACUCGGUGGAAUAGAGAAUUGUUUUGCGUGGCUUUUGUUGUAUUGUUUAUGUAAUCUCCUCUCAGAACAAAUGUCCAAGCGGGCCUGUUUAAUGGCCGCUUCCAAGCAAUAACACACGCAUCAUUGCUAAUAGCACAAUAUAUUAUAUACCUCUUUGUCAUGUCGUUUUCCAGGUUCAUUUUUUAAAUUGGUACAAUCUAUAAGACUCAGGUAUGGCCUUACGAUAUCAGACAAGGCAAUAUGAUUUAUUAAACACACCACAGAUGUGAAACAUUCAUUCUGUAGUUAGGCCAUACUCGUGCUCUCUACAGGAUCAACCAUUCCCUUUUGCUUGGCAUAGUUUACUCUGUAACUGCAUAUUCUCCCUCUUGUUUUAGAAAUAAGCUUAAAGAUUAGCAAAAAGUUGUGCAAGUUGGCAAUUAUCAACUGUUACCUCAUUUAAAGUCUCUUCCUGCAGUUGGACGCAUUGACAUCUUUCUCAUGACAAAGGCUGGCUAAGUUUUGUUUUGACGGCAAAACGAAGAACAUGUGUGAACUGCCAGCCAAAGCAGAAGUUUCCUGAACUGAUUUUAAAGUGCAAUAUUCAGCACCUGUGCUCUUCAUGUUGCCUUCUUUCAUAGACAGUGUUGUAUUUAUGUCAUUGUCUAAUAUCUGCACUUUGUAUUGUGUGUGUGUGUGUGUGUGUGUGUGUGUGUGUGCGCGCCCUUAGUGGCCUGAAUGUUGACUGAUUGAAAAAAUGUUUUGAAAAUGAAUAAAAACUAUGAAGCGCA